This is a messenger RNA of Rotaria socialis, 1224 nucleotides long. The record is from the annotation of a GenBank genome assembly. NCBI's taxonomy places the organism in Eukaryota, Metazoa, Rotifera, Eurotatoria, Philodinida, Philodinidae.
AUGUCCUUAAGCCGUUUAUCAACGCUUUUGGUAGUCGCGAUUAUUGUUUUCAAUCUUCAAAAUACACUGGGUAUUGAUCGAGAUGAUCUUGUAAUAGUCUUCGAAGAUUCAUUUGAUAGUGGACCUAGACUUAACGGUUCCAUAUGGAAUUCCGAUUAUCCAUGGGGAACAUUUUAUAACCAUCGAGCAAAUAUGGCCCGGCGCCAAGUAUCUAUAUCGAAUAAUCGAGUCAACUUGACAGCAAUUGCCAUGCGAUCAACAACUAUAACGAAUAUUGAUACAGCUGAUUAUGGUCUUGUCGAUCUAGAUUAUACAUCGGGCGCCAUUUAUAUGAAUAGUCGUAUCAGUUUAACUCGUGGCUUAGUUGUUAUACGUAUGCAAGCUCCGCCAGCAAAAAGUACUUGGCCAAUGAUAAUGCUCGUUCCAACUGAUGAAACUUUGCCCAUAUUAUCUAUGGACAUAUUUGAGGAUCGAAAAAAUAUUGGCUACUCUUUUCAAUAUACAUCUCCAUCUGGAUCACGUGCUUCAGUUAGUGGAACUGCACGUUCAUUGGGUGAUAAUAGUAAUGAUAUGCAUUCGUAUUCAAUCGAUUGGGGUUAUGACAAAGUCACAUUUUUCUACGAUAAUAUUACUUUAAGAUCAUUUGUUCAAUCAACUGAAUUGACACAAAUAACUGAAAUGAGAUUAGUUUUAGCAUUGGGUGUCGGUGGUCGAUCACCAUCGAUACCAUCAUUGAAUGCCACCGAUUAUCCACAAACUCUAUUAAUUGAUAGUGUAGAAAUGUGGUCACCAAAGUAUGAUGGUCGUUACACAAUAAUAAACCUCAAAUCUAAUUUAUCAGCUGAAGUUCAAUCUGGUCAAAUGCAAGAUCGUAUAUUAGUUGUACAAAACAAUUAUACAGGUGCUGCAUGGCAAACAUGGGAUAUAAAGUAUAUUGGCAAUAGUCAAUACAAAAUAAUCAAUGUUAAUAGUCGUAAAGUUCUCGAUGUUCAUGCUUGGCAAACAGAUGAUAAUGCAAAAGUAGUGCAAUAUACAUUUAACUUAAAAGAAAAUCAAAUUUGGCAUAUCAUGCAACAUGAUGAUCAGACUGUAUCGUUCGUUAAUGUUUGGUCACAAAAAGUGGCUUCAAUUCUCAAUGGUUCUGCACAAGCAGGUGUACAAAUGGUACAACGAACAUUUGAUAAUGGAUUAGAUCAGAAAUGGAAAGUGACACGAUUGAAUUGA